UUAGCCGUUAGCAAUCCUUACAGAUUUUACAUAUUUUAUCCUCGGUAUCAUUGAUUUUUAAUGAAGCAGGAUGAAAACGCACCCAAUAUACUAUUCAGUGACGAUUUUGAGAUCUCCUACUCACGGUCUCGGUUUAGGUAUUUCGGGCAUACGAAAACCCGAGAAUUCAAAGACAAAGUUUAUAAUUUCAGACAUCAUAAAUGGAGGUCCAGCUUAUGGAAAGGUUAGUGUAAAAGAUGAAUUAAUUAGCGUCAAUGGAAUCAAACUGGAGUGUUUGAGAUAUUCUGAGGCUAUUCAGAUCCUCCGUGAAUGUGGCGAAGAAGUUGAGCUGAGGUUAUUAAGUCACAGAGGACAGGAAGACUAUGAAGAUAUGUUUCCUUCUCUAGAAACUGACUGUAUUACACAGAAAACAGGGUUUUCAUCAUUGAGAAGAUCUCAAAUAAACUGUGAGUGUUCGCCUAAACAUCGAAAUUGCUGCAUUCACUCAAUGAAGUAUUGCAGCGAUACCGCAUUAUGGAAUCCAAGUUUAAUGAGCAAUGAAUAUUUGUCGGAAACUUGUUCAAAACUGGUCGAAAUACAUCUUAAAAGAAGGAAUGAGGGUGAAAGCUUAGGUGUAGAACUUUUAAGCCGUUUGAUGGUCAGUUCUGUGGAUGAAAAUAGUUUGGGCGCACAAGCUGGUCUCAAACCAGGUGAUCGUAUUAUAAGACUAAAUGGAAUUAAUACCGCUCAUUUAAGUCUUAUUGACACCGCGAAUAUGUUACGACGUCAAGAAACCAUACUUUUAGUAGUCAGAGAUACUUCAUUGAAACAAAAUCAUGUUUGUAAUGAUUUCAGUACAACACCUUUGAUAAAUUCAUCAAGUGUUCCAGCUAAUCUUUCUGGUUUGGUAAAUCAACAAUUUGAAAAUGGCAACAAUCUGUAUCAUGCAUCACAACCUUCAGAAGAACAAAUAAAAACAAUGUAUUUUAAACAGGUCGAUCAAACUUAUGGAAGUUGUGGAGGUUACCAAAAUUUGUGUGAAGUUUACAAUAAUAAUUGUGAAAAUCAUUGUAUGAAAAAUCCCAAUAAAUUCAUACCAUCCGAAUUGAAUAUGCCCAAUGUUUGUGAAAAUUUGAAUCAACACAACUGUAUGCAACCUAAUGUAACCAACAUAAAAAAUACUGACUAUUUCGUAUCAAAUUCAAAUACGUCACAAUAUAAAAAGUUCAAUAUUCACACGACAAAACAAGAUGAUCAACAGUGUUUAAAUGAUUUACAAGAAAAUGAACAACAAAUGUUGAAUACAUUGAAAUCAUCUAAAAAGAGGAAAGUGAUACUUCAAUUGAAUCAGAAUAAAUGUGACAUUGGUCUAAUAUUAUAUGGAGGUAAUAAAAAUGGAGUAUAUGUUAAACAUGUAAUCCCUGAUUCAGUAGCUGAUCAAGCAGGAGUUAGUGUAGGUGAUAAACUAAUCAAAUUAAAUGAUACAGAUUUAAAAGGAUGGACUAAAGAAGAAGUAUUUCUUGCUCUUAUGGCUAAUGAAAAUAAAAUAAUACUUGAACUACUUCAUGAUCCAUUAUCAUUUCAUAAAAUGCUUGAAAGUGAAAUGCCUCAUGAAAGCUUUUUUGUUAGAGCUUACUUUAAUAUGAAUCAAUAUGUUUCUGGUUCAUCAGCACUGAUGUCAUCAGUUAAAUAUUCUGGUCUUUAUAUAAUGAAAGGUGAUAUAUUUCAUAUUCAUGAUACCUUGUUAGAUGAUGCACUUGGAACUUGGCUAGCAACAAAAGUUUAUCCGAAUACCAGUAAUAUUGGUCUUAUACCAAAUGAACAAAGAGCACAACGGUAUAUAUCAACUAAUCAGUUUCAAGAGAAGAAUCAACAAGAAUCAUUUCCCAUUCCAUCUUAUGAAAGAGUUAUACAAUUGGAUAAAUUCCCUUUUCCUAGACCAGUUGUAAUUUUUGGUCCAUUAUGUGAACUGGCACGACAACGUCUAACACAAAUGUCAUCGAUAAUAUCAACUAAAUUAGAUUAUUUCUUAGAAGAACCAAUGAAAUUUAUUAUUCCACCAAUUAAUUCAUCUUUCACAUCUCCUCAUCAUGUCACUCAUAAUAAUAAUGGUUAUUCAAUGCAUGAAGAAAAUGUGAACAAUAAUAAACCAUUAGGUUUGAUAAGAUUGAGUGCAAUUAGUGAAUGCAUGAAAAGAGGUUAUCAUUGUCUAUUGGAUAUUGGUCCAACAGCUAUUGAACGACUUAUCCUCCUUGGAAUCCCUCCUAUUGUGAUCUUGGUUAAUCCAUCAUCUAAAAAUCAAUUAAAAGAUUUGUUGAAACAUUAUUGGCAAUUUAAUAAAACUUCCAAUGCUUUAUUCAUACCAUCAAGAGGCACUAGUCGUACACGUCCUACAAUCAAAGAGAUGGUUACAUAUCUAUGGAAUUCUGUAAUACAUUUACGUCAAUAUAAAUCACAUGUUAUUACUGAUACUGUACCAUUAUUAAAUGUUACUUCAAAAGAGAAUUCUUUUUCUGAAAUUGAAUGGUUACGAAAUUUAUCUGAAGUGAUAAGGCAUCAACAAAAUUCACCGGUGUGGAUUGGUGAAGAAACAGAAAUUGGACAAUUGAAAAUGAAUCAGUUAAAUAGCGAAGAACAAGAGGAAAGCGAUGACAUUAUACAAAUUGAUCCAGAAACACCAAGACCAGAAGAUUAUAAGAAUAACAGCUACAAUGAAGCGGAAGAAGAAGAAGAAAUAAGACCAUUAUUUCAUAACGGCAUAAAAAAAACAAGACCGGAAAUGAAUGAUAUAGUUAGAAAUGAAGUUAAUUCAACAAUACCUGAAGAAAAUAAAUACAUACCUUCAUUUCAUCAAGUCCCAGUGUAUCAUUCAAAUGAAGUGAUGAAACCUACCGAUAAAAAUGCUUCAUUUAAAUUGAAAACAAAAAAUUACUGUGAUUGUACAUGUAGUGUUAAUAAUGCAAAUCCUAUAAAUCAAGAAGAAACUAAUAUCAAGGAAAUACACAAACAAACAGAUAUUUUAUCAACGAAUAUUUCUCCAUUUUCAUUAGAAACAUUAAGAUUACAAAUUGAAUCAAUGUCAAUAAAAUAUCCACAAGUUGAUAAAUCAUUCAAUGAGAAUAAACCUACUAUUAAUCAUAGUCAUCCAAUCAAUGAAUUAGAACUUGCUAAUGGUCAAACUCCAACAAUUAGCCCAACUCUAUCUUUACAUCAAUUAAUAUUUGAUGAUAUUACAUCAUUAGACUGUCAUGUAAAUGAUGAUGAACAAAAAUCUCGAUCCACGGACCGCAUGAGUAAUGUAGCAGCUGAUCCACAAUCUGGCAUUUCAUCACUACCUACAUCACCAAGAAUAAUAUUAGCUGAAAAAUAUGGAGAAUUUAAUUCACAUGGUGGAAUUUUAGAAAUACCUGAACACAAUGUCUGUUUGAGGAUUCCUGAAGGAGCAAUUGGUGAAGAGGAAGGUUUACAAAAAAUAUUCAUAAGAGUUUAUGAUAGUGGAAAUGAAUUACCCAUAGAUAAUUUACAAUCGGAAACACAUUUAUCAUCUGAUAAACCUAUAUUAGUCAGUCCAAUGGUUAUGUGUGGUCCUAGAGGUUUAACAUUUCAUAAACCAGUUGAAUUGACUGUUCCACGAUAUCCUUUAGAUUCAGAAUCUAGUGAUGAAUCAGAAACGAAAUUGGAUAAACAUUUAGAAAAAUGGAAUUUAUCCUUAUUACAUGCAUCGGCAGUGUCUACUUCAACAUCCACUGAUGGUGAUGAUGAUGAUGAUUCAUUACCAAGAACUUCACGUUCAAAUGAACCAACAAAAUGGUAUGAAAUACCUUUAAGUGCUAGAAAUCAAUCAUCUGGGAAGAAUAAAAUUCAUUCUCAAAAACAAAAACAUCACACUAAUCAAGGAAUUCAUUCUGUUAUUAAAGAUUCGCAUAUUUCAAUUUUAAUUGAUCAUUUCUAA
Messenger RNA from Schistosoma turkestanicum, 3931 nucleotides. The record is from the annotation of a GenBank genome assembly. NCBI's taxonomy places the organism in Eukaryota, Metazoa, Platyhelminthes, Trematoda, Strigeidida, Schistosomatidae.